GUCUGGUUAUGUUCUGGGCGGUCGCGGUCGUGGAGGCGCUGAGGAUUGUGGGAGAGGUGUCUAGAGAUCGGGAUUCGGGAGCGGCGUCGUCGUCGCUCGUCGUCCAUGGCUGCUGUCAAGAAGUGGUGGUGUUUGUUUCGCUCUGUGUGCGUAUGCAGAUGCAGGUGUUGAUGUGGUCUGUACUCGAGUGAAGUAAGACGGUGAAUUCGGUGGUGGCGUUGUGUGUUCCCAAUGUUCACGGGGACCGUCCGCAUCAAAAUAUGCGAGGCUCAGGGCUUACGGCCGACGGACUGCUCGAAGCGCCACAACAUGACGUUCGGCAAGGUGGCCGACGACCAGCUGAUGGACCCCUACGUGACCGUCGACGUCGACGACACUCACGUCGCCCAGACCACCACCAAACCGAAGACGCUCGACCCCGUCUGGAACGAGUACUUCGAGCAGAGCGUCGACAAGGCCAAGACGCUCACCUUGACUGUCUUUCACGACGCUGCCAUCCCGCCCGACGUCUUCGUCGCCAAUUGUAGCAUUCCCUUCGAGGAUCUGCUCAAUCGCGAGAAAGACGAGGCCGACUUUUGGGUAAAUUUAGAACCUAAAGGCCGUCUUCACGUUAGAAUAGACUUGAAGUUGACAACGAAAGAUUAUCAUGGAGCUAAACCUCGCGAGUUCAAAGAACGCCAAGGCUUCAACCGAAGACGGGGCGCCAUGCGACGGAGGGUCCACCAAGUCAAUGGUCACAAAUUCAUGGCGACUUUCCUCCGUCAGCCCACCUUCUGCUCGCACUGUCGCGAUUUUAUUUGGGGUUUGGGCAAGCAAGGCUAUCAGUGUCAAGUUUGCACCUGCGUUGUUCAUAAAAGAUGCCAUCUUCUAGUUGUUACAAAGUGUCCAGGAAUGAAAGAUGAGUCUAGUCAACAAAGUACAAGAUUUAAUGUGAAUGUGCCGCACCGUUUCGUAGUCCACAAUUACAAAAGAUUCACAUUUUGUGACCAUUGUGGUUCGUUAUUGUACGGUUUAAUCCGUCAAGGACUCCAGUGUGAAGUUUGUUCCUUAAACGUGCACAAACGUUGUCAAAAAAAUGUAGCAAAUAACUGUGGGAUUAACACGAAGCAGAUGGCAGAAAUUCUUUCAGCGAUCGGUGUUUCCCCGGACAAACAAACGCCUAGGAGGAGUAAAUACGUAUCAGGAUCAGGAGCGAAUGGCGCGAAUUAUGAAGGCCAGUCGGAGAAUCAAGCCCCGGAAGACGAAAUGGAAAACACUGAUGAACGGUUGACUAAAAUGAUGGAGGAGAAAAUGGCUAACAAUGGUAGGUUUUUAUCAAACGGAAACAAUGAGAAAUGCUUUGUUGUUUUAGGGGGAGAUGGCGCUGAGCGUAAAGGCAAAUCGAAGAUAGGUUUAGAAGACUUCAACUUUAUCAAAGUCUUAGGCAAAGGGAGUUUUGGAAAAGUGAUGCUGGCCGAGAAGAAAGAGACCGAUGAAGUAUACGCUGUGAAAGUAUUAAAAAAAGAUGUGAUUAUUCAAGACGACGAUGUCGAUUGCACAAUGACAGAGAAACGUAUUUUGGCCUUAGCCGCCAAACAUCCCUUCCUAACAGCACUCCAUUCGUGCUUUCAAACAAAAGAUCGCUUAUUUUUUGUUAUGGAAUACGUAAAUGGCGGCGAUUUGAUGUUCCAAAUCCAAAGAGCGCGAAAAUUUGACGAGCCACGAGCCAGAUUUUACGCUGCUGAGGUUACUUUAGCUUUACAAUUUUUGCACAAGCAUGGGGUUGUUUAUAGAGAUCUCAAGUUAGAUAAUAUUUUAUUAGACGCUGAAGGCCACUGUAAAUUGGCCGAUUUCGGAAUGUGUAAAGAAGGGAUUUUGGAUGGGAUUACCACUACGACCUUUUGUGGCACUCCUGACUACAUCGCACCGGAGAUCCUUCAGGAACUGGAAUAUGGCGCUAGUGUUGACUGGUGGGCUUUGGGCGUCUUAAUGUAUGAGAUGAUGGCUGGACAACCCCCUUUCGAGUCCGACAAUGAAGACGAUUUGUUUGAAUCAAUUUUGCACGAUGAUGUGUUAUAUCCGGUCUGGUUGAGCAAAGACGCUGUUAGUAUAUUGAAGGGCUUCAUGACAAAAAAUCCCAGUCGGAGGUUGGGGUGUGUGACAGCCCACGGGGGCGAGGCUGCAAUCAGGGUGCAUCCCUUUUUUAGAGACAUCGACUGGAAUGCGUUGGAACAGAGAAAAGUGAAGCCACCCUUUAAACCUAAAAUUAAGAGUAAGAAGGAUGCCUUGAACUUUGACGCCGAGUUCACGAAGGAAGAGCCAGUUUUGACACCGGUGAGCAAUGAAGUGCUGCAUUCUAUCAACCAAGAAGAAUUCACGGGUUUCUCAUUUAUCAACAGAGAAUUCAAUCCUUCACGCUUCGUCGCUGAAUAACUUUGCCACAUCCAUUUAUCCUUUCUUGUUGUCCCCUUAGUUGAAAUAAUCGCGACUCGGGUUAACCGAAAGCUUGAAAGCUUUAAUUUUUGUAAAAAUUAGAAAGAAAUGCGCUAGUACUCAUUAAAUAAUGUUAUUAAUGCAAUGUUUAUUUUAUGGAACAAAGUUUAUUUGAUUUAUUGCAGUUAACAGAGUUUAUUUAAAUUUGAUCUGAUGUAAGUUUUAAGUUUCUAAUUGCUAAGAGAAACAAAUGUAUCAGUAUGGGCCCCAUCUCAUUGCAGCUGAAUUAUCAGAAUUUUGCGUAUCGUUUAGGGGUAGUUCGAAUAUUGUGAAGUGGGGUUACUUGGAGUUUCUGUGAUUUUACGCUGAGACGCCAGAUUUACUGUCUUAACUCUAGUCACUGAAUGGCCUAUGCUCUGUAAAUAUCAAAAGAGUAAAACACGCAAGUCGGUCGAGGUUGGCCACUAUAAUGUUAAGUAUUUGUAAUUUUAAUUAAAUUGACGCACUUUCUGCAGAAGCCUUAUUGCAGUUUGUUCUCCCCCGGCCGUACUUGCUUUUCACGAGGACUCAUUCAUACAGUAUCGUCAUUAUUUUUAAAUUAUCUUUUGUAUUGUGAUAUUGUGGGAAUUUGCAAUAGAUUUAGGCCGUUGUGCCUAAUUUUGUUUAUAUUUAAAAAAAAAGUUCAACAGAGGUUGCGAACCUAUAAAUACGUUUCUCGCUUGGACGGCGACCCGCACUAGACAGAAAUAUAUAUCACUUUUCAACGUAACACACAAACACACGUAUGAUAUACGUGUUAGGGAAAUGUGCAUUAUUUUAAGAGAGCUUAAGUAGGUUGUUUACGAUUUACCAAAGAAUUUUAUUUAUUACUUUUUAACGAGAUACAUGUGUAAAUGUUGAUACUAUAUAGUUUAUGUAGGAGAAUAAUUUAUUUUGUUGGCUGCGUGAGCGGAUUUUCGCAUUGUCUCAGGACUGAUCUUUGCAAGAUUUGAGUGUGUGCGAGCCCCAACAUGUUAGUUGAGAUUUUAUCACAAAUGACACAAAGUGUUGUUUUGAGUUUCAUCUGCCAUAUAACUAAGCUAUCUAGAGAACGUUCAGCUACAUUUCGAGGAAAUGUACAUAUUGUUAAAAGUAAAAGAAAAAGUAUAUAACGUUUUAGAUAUUUAUUAAUGUGGAGCUUAGAGUAGUAGGUAAAUAAAUAAAAUUAACCCAUGCUAAUUUUAGUGUAUGUCUAGAUAAUAUCUAUAUCACAGGUCUGUGUUAGCACCGAGCUGUUCAAGAAGUACCUACUUGAGGUAGGCAGUGUAGAUUAUUUAGUUCUCUAGUAGAGCCUCAGUCUCACUCGUUCGUUCGGUUUUUGCCGUGAAGGCGCGUGCUUGCAUACGGUGUUGUGCCAAACCAUGUCCACCCUAACCCGCAGCCUUUCCGCACCUCCACCAAUGUCAAAACCCCACUCUCGCAUUGUUAUUGUUUAUAUCAUAUUUGUACUAGCAAUGUGUUGUAAAUGGUGUACCUAUUUCUCUGACGGUGUACUAAAAAUUAUAAAUAAACAUUAUUUAAUGUAG
Molecule: messenger RNA, 3977 nt
Organism: Tribolium madens (black flour beetle)
Lineage: Eukaryota; Metazoa; Arthropoda; Insecta; Coleoptera; Tenebrionidae
Product: protein kinase C-like
Biological process (GO): protein phosphorylation
Molecular function (GO): ATP binding; diacylglycerol-dependent serine/threonine kinase activity
Source: RefSeq, a predicted model, not a curated record